AUGCGAGCCAUUGAUAGCGAGCAUCGUCAAAAUGCAUUCGCAACCAAACAACUCUGCGAUUUAUCGAAUAUCCUUUAUUCGCUCAUAUCGGCCGUUAAUUUGAGUUUCAAUGAAAUGUGUCAAAUUAUCGAAAAGCCCUUAGAGAAAAUAUCACCAAAUCUCUACAAAAACUUCUUGAAAAAGGUCGAUGAACACAGAGGCGAUGUUGAGGUGCUGAUUCGGCGUGACCACUUGUUGCAACAGUUGAAACGUAGCGAUCGCACGCAUCCUUUUAUCACUCCGAAAAGUGUUUUCGGCAUUUUUGUUAGAAAGUUAGCAGUGAAACAUUCACUGCAAAGUGUUUAUGAAUUGGAACGUUUGCAUGCGGAAUGGCUGAAUUGGUUGAACGACAAAAAAUCAUCAAUUCGUUUUGACAUAUUUGGUGAAUAUUCGAAUUUGAGUUUGAACAGUCAAGAUGAUGGAAAUAAAUUGAUGUUGUCUGCAGAACGACGAAAUAAUGUUCCAUUCGGAUCACUUGAAAAAAGCAAAGUGGCAAAGAACAUUAACACUAUGAAAGCUCAAUUCGAGCAAUUGCUCUCCUCAAGUCGUGCUCAUAAUUUCAUUUCACGUCAACUACGCUUACUUCAAGUAUCACCCGAUGAGGCAAUGCCCAGUGAACAGUUAUUAAUGGCGUGUGAAUUCAUCAAAGCCAACUAUCCACAUUUGGCUGUUGUUCACUUAUUGGAGAUGUUGGAUGGAAUAAGACAUCGGAACGGAUUUGCGAGUGAGCAUUCGUUGCGUGAAUAUUUUGACUUGAUAACGAUGCACAUAAAUGAGUGUCAGUCGAAUGCAAUUAAUAUCACCUCUGUGGACAUACGGCCUCUGCGUUAUGCACCCAUUCUACAUGCUAGACUUGCACGCAUUUUCUCAGAUCGGGAACACGCACGUAAUCUUCUGAUAGAAGCAGUCCAACAAGCUCAAGCAAAUCGUGACUUACUGUGUUUGAGAUUGGCUGUUGUUGAACAAGCUGCAAUUGACUCACUGGUCAAUUCGCAUCAAUGUUUACCAGUUAAUCAUCAGUCAAACAUGCAAAUCAAGUCAACGUUCGAUGGAAGUACUGAUCGAUUAACGUCCAUAUAUAAAGUUUCAUUGGUAAUGUUGAUGUCAAUGUGGGCAUCUGAAAAUUCGGCCGAAGAUAAUUUGGAUUCAAUCGAUGACGAAGGCGAUGGUGAUGAUCGACGUUCGAGUUCAUCUGAGACGCGUGCAUUUGUUCGACAGCUUCGAGACUGCAGCACUCUGCUGAAUUGUAUCGAACUGGCGAUCACUGCUGAAAAUCACCAAACCGUCAGGAGUGGUCUACAGUCGUGCACAGUGGUUGAUUAUGGGGUUGGUAAUGAGUGCUCGACACGUUUGGUGAAUGAGGCAGCACGUGCGGUUGCAAUAACGCUUAAAUUACAGAAUGGUUUUGUAUCGAAUGCAAUGUGUGACGCGAAUAUAUUGUUGUAUUUGAAUACAGGCGAUAAUUAUUGUAAACGAUAUGAUACGGAAGCACAGGUGAUCGCAGCAGUGAAUAUUGUGUAUGGACAUGCAAUGAAUGGUCAUUAUUCAAAUGCAUUAUCAAUUCUAGAAAAUAUCAAACGACGGUUUACGUUGAAAAAUAAUUGGAUUUGUGCGAUGCAUUGGAAACGUUGUGAAUGUCUAGUUGAAUUUGAUAAAGCGUUUAUGUUUGGUGAGUGGAAUAACGCCCAAAAAUGGUUGUUACAUAUCAGAACUCUCGCACCCGAUGAAGCCAACCUCAGAAAAUCAGUAUUACAGUUCUGUGAAGGCUACAUCCCGGAAGCAAUUGAUCUAGCAGUUGAGCAAGUUGAACUUUGCAAUAAGUCAAAGGAUGUUCGACUGAAAUUGAGGAGUGAAAUGGUGUUGGCGAUGAUUUAUGCAGCAUCGAGCAGAUUGUUCGAAGCAAGAACGAUAUUGCAGCGAUGUCGAAUCACUGCGAAACAGUUUCAUUUGGACAACUUCGAAGCGUUAAUUAUCCGAAGAUUGGCUUCAAUUGAUGCGAUCGAAGGACGUAUGCAGUCAGCACUGUCGCAGAUCAGUGCCUGUGAAUGGCUCAUCAAAACACGUUGUAGUCGAAUUGAGAACGCACUCAUGCAACUCACCGUCUUCAUGUCUUAUGCUAAAUGCAAACUUCAGUCACUUAUCAAAAUCCCAGAUAUAGGUAAUUUAUUGGAAAAUCAGUUGGUACGUACACGCAAUGAAUGUCGUCGAGCAUCUGUUCCGUUAUUAGAAAAAGCUUUACUGAUUGAGGCUGCAAAGCUGUUUAAUCGUUUGGAGCGAAUUCAAUUACGAGACGAUUGCGCAGAAGCAUAUCAUGAAAUUGAUCUCAAAUGCUCGUCGUCUCUGAAUUGGAUCAUUUUAUAA
Messenger RNA from Anisakis simplex (herring worm), 2400 nucleotides. Lineage: Eukaryota; Metazoa; Nematoda; Chromadorea; Rhabditida; Anisakidae. The record is from the annotation of a GenBank genome assembly.